Messenger RNA from Melanotaenia boesemani (Boeseman's rainbowfish), 503 nucleotides. Its product is annotated as cytochrome P450 2D20-like. Gene Ontology annotation, cellular component: cytoplasm; intracellular membrane-bounded organelle. Gene Ontology annotation, biological process: xenobiotic metabolic process. The record is from RefSeq and is a predicted model, not a curated record. Lineage: Eukaryota; Metazoa; Chordata; Actinopteri; Atheriniformes; Melanotaeniidae. Bases 121 to 483 code for a protein of 120 amino acids. The transcript has 5 exons. Gene Ontology annotation, molecular function: heme binding; iron ion binding; oxidoreductase activity, acting on paired donors, with incorporation or reduction of molecular oxygen, reduced flavin or flavoprotein as one donor, and incorporation of one atom of oxygen.
GAAAAGAACGAGGACAAAAUUUCUGGUUUUGAUCUCAUCAGUUUGUGUUUUUGUACUCUGGACCUCUUCAUUGCUGGAACUGAAACUACAACAAUUACUUUGUUUUGGGGGCUGCUAUACAUGAUGUACUACCCAGAUAUACAGGAGAGAGUCCAGGCUGAAAUAGACGCUGUGAUUGGUUCAUCCAGACAGGUCUCUAUGUCUGACAGAGAAAACAUGCCCUACACUGAUGCUGUCGUUCAUGAGAUACAGAGAAUGGCCAACAUCACCCCACUCAACUUGUUCCACAUGACAAACAAGGACACCAUCUUGGAUAAGUACACAAUCCCAAAGGGGACCAUGAUCCUUCCAACUCUGGACUCUGUGCUACAUGAUGAGACAAUGUGGGAAACUCCAAACACCUUUAACCUUCAACACUUUCUGGAUCAAGAUGGUAAAUUUAGGAGGAGGGAGGCAUUCCUUCCUUUUUCUGCAGGUAAGUGAGUUUGUCCUGGGGAACAACC